Molecule: messenger RNA, 3585 nt
Organism: Labrus mixtus (cuckoo wrasse)
Lineage: Eukaryota; Metazoa; Chordata; Actinopteri; Labriformes; Labridae
Product: proprotein convertase subtilisin/kexin type 5
Exons: 16
Coding region: 311-3217 (968 amino acids)
Source: RefSeq, a predicted model, not a curated record
AUAAUAAGCUGCAUACAUGUAGGAUACAUAAUAUAUGCUACAUCUAUCUAAACAUGGCACAGACAAUAUGCUCCCUCUUUUCAUUCUUCCUAAAUGCUAACCGCAGUCCGAGCUCAUUGUCCAGUGUGUUUCACUUGAACGAACUGGUCCAGCAAGUUAUUUCUGGGCUGGUGGUGUCUCAGAGCUCCAUAUAUCGUUCAGCCAGCGCACAGGUGCUACACGGACUGACACUGCGUCCGUGGAGACAGUCCGCCUUGUCUGUGUGUCGAUUCUUUUCUCACUCCCACUGAAAGUCCACGGGCUAACAGCUAUGAGGUGUUCCGUCGUGUUUCUGAUCUUUGUCUGCGGUGGCGGAUUUAUUGUGUGUAAACCCUCGUCUCCCUGUCCGAGUGGACAGUUUCUGCUGAAGAGCCAGUGUGUCCUCUGUCAUCCCACCUGCUCCGAGUGCGACGGUCACGAGCUCUUUGAAUGCACUACCUGUGGAGUUGACGAAGAUGGACAGGAACGUUUCCGCCACCAAGGUCGCUGUCGGACACACUGCCCCCGGGGACUCUACUCUGACAGGGGUCACUACGCCUGCCUGCCCUGCAUAGCCGAUUGUGAACUGUGCACUGACGGGAACAUAUGCGCUAAAUGUCGGGAAAACUUCAAGCUCCAGAAUGGAGUCUGCCAAACAGCGUCCUGUGACACGGGGCAGGUGGAGGACCCCGAUACGGGAGAGUGCAUUGACUGCGAGAAUGGCUGCAAAACAUGUUCUGUAGAAGACCCAGAGAUCUGCAACAGCUGUGUUGAAGGUUACUUCCUUUUCAGACACCAGUGUCGCAGGCAUUGUCCCCAGAGCACUUAUGAAGACAGGGGCCGGGGGGUGUGUCUUUCCUGCCCUUCACCAUGCACAGACUGCAUGAGUAACACACGCUGCCUUGCCUGCCAGACUGGUUACUUCCUCAAUGGUUUUGAGUGUUUCAAACAGUGUCCACAGCAAACCUACAGUGACUCCAGUGGGUGGCGCUGCCAGCUUUGCCACAGCUCAUGCCAGACAUGCCAUGGCCCUCGAUCAACAGACUGUGACCUUUGCCGUGGUGGAAACUCUCCCCUUCAUGGGCAGUGUCCUCUGGUGAACUGCCCAUUGGGACAGUAUUAUGACGGUCAUUAUGGUGAAUGUCACACAUGUAAUGCAUCCUGUAAGACCUGCUUUGGCCCACAAGCACUGGAUUGUUCAUCAUGUUUCAAAGGAUACUUCCUGGACCAGGACAGUUCCUGUGUAGUGCAGUGUCCGUCCGGCUCCUAUGCAAACUCGGCCACUCAGUUGUGUGAGGACUGCUCUCCAAACUGUGAGGCCUGUGUGGACACCAGCGACAACUGCAUAAGCUGUUCCAAAGGCAGCUACAAACUCUUUCUCCACCAGGGGCGCUGCUGGUCUAAUUGCCCCGAAGGUUUCUUCGAGGCACCAGAGGGCUCAUGUGAAGCCUGUGAUGCCUCCUGUCUGACAUGUGAUGGCAUCAAGUCCCAGUGUCUGUCCUGCGCUGAUGGUCACUACUUAGAGGGCGGCAUGUGCAGACUCAACUGUUCACUGCGGACAUACCCCGCCGAUGAUGGUACCUGCAGACGCUGUCAACCACACUGUGACGUUUGCACAGACGACAGGACCUGCUUCAAAUGCACUUUCCUCUACAUGAUGCUUAACGGUGUGUGUAAGGCUAGUUGUCCCAUGGGCUAUUACGAGGACAUGGAGGAAGGCCGCUGUGGUCAGUGCCACCCUACCUGUGGCAGCUGCUCAGGGCCCCUGCUGGACGACUGUGAAACCUGCUCAACAUUCAGCCCUAAACUCUACAAGGGUGCAUGCGCCAAAGACUGCCCCACUGGUACUUACUAUGAAACUGAAGCGCUGGAAUGUCAAGAAUGCCACCAGACGUGUAAGAGCUGCUUCGGCCCAGAAGCUAACCAGUGCACCCAGUGCGAGAAGGGACUUGUGCUGGAUCCAAACACAUUGUUGUGUGGCGUGACGGGUGACACGGACUGCCCAACAAGAACCUACCUACAUGAAGACCAGUUCACCUGCAUGGGCUGUCACCGACACUGUUACUCCUGUGAGGGGCCGGGCAGCGAUGAGUGCCAGACCUGUGCCACACCCCAGUACCUUCAUAACAGAACCUGUGUGAGUGAGUGUCCUGCUGGCACGUACAACACGAGGCAGGAGGCGGACGGCACAGAGCUGGGAUUCUGUUUACCUUGUGACCACGCCUGCUCCACCUGCACCGGAGCAUCGUCUAAAGAUUGCCUCACCUGUUCUCCGGGAUAUCUGCAUCUCCUUCAGCUCUGUGUCACACAUUGUCCCACUGGGUAUUACAGAGAGGGCUCGCGCUGUGAGAGAUGUGACCACUCCUGUGAGACGUGUACAGGACCGGGGCCUGAGUCAUGCAGGGCUUGUCCACUUCCUCUUCUGGAUCUACAAGGGACCAAGCUGUGUGUUGAGCGCUGUCCACAUCGCUUUUAUCUUCUUAAUGACAUGUGCAAACAAUGUCACACCAGUUGCCAGACAUGCACAGAUGCCUCGCCUCAGAGCUGCGUGACAUGCGACUGGGGUAGCACUCUAAAACACAAAGUCUGCUAUCCUAGGUGUGAGGAGGGGCGGUACUUUUCUCAAGAGGAAACCUGUGAGCCGUGUGACAGCUCGUGUAGGCAUUGCAAUGGCCCCAGACCUGACCAGUGUCUGACUUGUCAUCGAGAUUCUGCUCUGCAUGCUGUGGAAAACCGCUGCGCGCGCUGCUGUCGGGCCGAGGGGAACAGCACCGACUGCUGUGUUUGUGACAGCCGUUCAGCACUAUGUUUGGAGGCCCCCCAGCCCAAGUCUGGAGACGAUGAGGCAUCAGACCUAAAUAUGUCAUCCAGAGCUCUAAAGCACACCACGGCUGCUUUGCCUGUCGCCCUGCUGCUAGCACUGGGGUUAGCUCUGGCUGUGUUUGCUUUGGUGAAGGCCCAAGCGAAGAAAAGGUUCUGCUGGAGUCAGAGCUACGAGAGACUGAGUGGCAGCUCCAGCAUCAACAUGCCCCAUGGCGUGCCAGAGCCGGACAGCGGAGACGAGGUGGACGUGGUGUACACCAGCAGAAAUGGAUCAGUGUAUCGGCGCUACAGCUUUAUCCAUGAGCAGGAUGCCGAGGCAGACCGGGAUACUGAUGAUGAUGAUGAUGAUGAGGGAACUUGUCUUAAUUCAUCGUAGAUACAUCAUAACUAUCUUUGUUAUGUGGAUGCUUACAAUAUCAAGACUGCCAAGUGAAUUCAAAAUAAUUAAAUGUUUAGGAGGGAAUGUAGUGGUAUUUUACUUUUUGAAUUCUGGUGUUUAUUUUGUUCUACAAAGUGCCUGUUUCUUUACAAUGUACAUUUUUAGAUGAGGCAUAUGUGAAAAAAAAAGAGAAAUACAUUCAUAAGUGUAUAUAUAUAAGUAGCAUUAAUGACAUUUACUUUCUUUUUUUUUACUAGCUAUUAAAGAGAUAUUUGUUCAAAAGUGAUAUGUUAAUGUAAGAUAACUUAGAUCUGCAUUUGAUGUUGUAAAUAUAAAUGAUUAAAAUAAACACUUUUUCUAUCCGA